UGUGUUCCUCUCUCUGCUCUCUCCUCUGAAUGUACUUCAUUGGUUUAUUACGGACCGGACACUGCAGCCCAGGAGAGAAGCCGAGCAGAGCUGGGAUAAACGACAGAAGGGACAUUGUUAAAAUCCAAUGACUAAACAACGGAAAUGAGUGAGAGUACAUCAUUUAUUCGAAUCUUCGUGGGGGUCCUGCUCAGUGCGACAGGUGUAUUUACCUCCUGUCCCAUUGAGUUGAGCCCCCCCAGUGUUGUGGUGAGAUAUGGAGACUCGGUGUCAGUCAACUGCAGCACAUCGACGAGCCUGUUUGAUGGAAUUGGCUGGGAGGCUACACAAGGAGGCAAAAGUCUAAAGAAUGUCACCCAUAUGGCCUGGACAGUGGAGAAGCUAACAGAAUGGACCAUUUCUCCCUCAUGCUACAUCAACCCGUUCCCGGAGAAUUCCUUUCCCCAGUGCUCCAAGAACCCUAAAGUUGUACUUUACACAUUCCCAGAAAACAUCAGUCUCAGCUCCAGCAGUGGCCCACAUAUGCAGAUGUCUGAAGGGGAGAAACAUAACUUCACAUGUGACAUCCAGAAUAUAGCUCCUGUUCAAAAUCUCACCGUAAAGUGGUACAAAGGAGAUGAAAUGGUCUAUGAAGACACUUUUAAAGAUCCCAGUAAGGGACCAGUGGAUCAGUCAUCUAUAUUUAGCUUCAUACCGACCAGACAAGACAACGGAGUAACAUUCAGAUGCGAGGCACACUUGGACCUCCGACCUGAGGGUCCACAACUAAAUGCAUCUUCACAAGAGUAUAAUAUUACAGUAUUUUUUGGACCAGAGGUUCAAUGUGCUGCUGUACUGGAAGGAGAAACAUUGGAAAGAAGAUGCUCUGUAACGGGAUAUCCUAUACCGACGGUCACAUGGUUGAAAAAUGGAACAUCCAUAGAACCGACCGAGCCUUUGAGCAGGGAGAACGCAGGCAUGUACGUCGCUGUAGCUAAAGGCGCUGAAUCAACCACAACGCAACACCGGAUUGAUGUGUGGUAUAAACCAGAGUUUAAGUGUCCGAGCAAUUACACUGCACUGGAGGACGCUCCUCACAACCUCUCAUGCACUGCUGAGGGCUUUCCUAAACCUGAGGUUAUGUGGUUUAAAGAUGAAGACGAGGUGACCCUUCCAGAAAGCUUGACAAGAAGUGAUACAGGGCAGUAUGUGAUCACAGCUUCAAACAAUCUGUCAAGUAUCAACGUCACAGUGGAGAUAAAUGUCGUAUACCCACCAUCCCAGAUAGUCGAGCUUGAAGACUCAGAAGUUGAUGUUGGUUCCGAUGUGUGGUUGAAGUGCUCCUCAACGGGCAACCCACGACCAAACUAUCUCUGGGAUUAUUAUCAGACUGCCAAUGUGGUGGAGGAAAAUGAAGAUGGAGUGUCCCUUCUGCACAUCCAUAACGCUACUGUAUACAACAAGGGCUCCUACACAUGUCACGCCUGGAAUGACAGAGGAAAUGUCUCUAAAACAGCCACAGUCACGGUAAAAGGUGCCGGGCAAGAAUGCCCCAUCGAAAUAACUCCGGAGAGGAUGGUGGUACAAUACCAAGACACAGAGCAACGUGCGACAUGCGAUGCAACACCAACCGACCACCCUCAUGUGAACGAAAUCUACUGGCAGGUUCUGCCUGGUGUCAAAAUUGACAACUCGAGUUGGUCUGUUGACACCCAUAACGACUGGGACCCAAAGCCUGUUUGUACUGCAAUAUUUAAAGUACGAGGAAUAUGCCAGAAACAUUUAAACUUCACCCUCUACAAAACACCAGACAGUGUCUCAGUUUCUACUGUGGAUAACUUGAGCUCAGUGGUGGAGGACAAGGAGUUCCAGCUGCAGUGUGACAUUACCAACGUUGCUCCUGCAGGGAACCUUGUCGUGCAGUGGUACCGAGGGAAUAAAACCAUAUCAAAAGGUUCACUGCGAGUGAGUGGCUGCCUGCCUGAGAACAACACAAAUUGUGACAUCAAUGCUGUCCGGUCCCCGCUGAACGUGUCGUCUACCAUCAGCUUCACUCUGGACAGAAAUGACAAGAGCGCAGAGUUCAGAUGUGAAGCGAUAUUGGAUCUUGGAGCUGAAGGACCAAAGCCUCCUCCAAGCAUGAUGUCCAGUCCUCUGAACAUCACUGUCUACUAUAAGCCCAGCAUUAAUACCACAAAGCUUCCAAAGAGGAUCCCAGUGUUCAGAGGUUAUCCUGAAGAGCUUGUCUGUGAAGCCGAGGGUCACCCCCCUCCGGAGAUCAAGUGGCUCUACAGCGCAGACAAAGUGCCCCACGAGUCUGGAGACACACUCAUCGUGUAUGAAGCCGGCCGCUACACAUGCAACGCCACGAAUGAAGUGGAUUCCACCUCUCAUGAGGUGGAAGUGAUUUUAAAAGAGGACUACCUUCCGCUCAUAGCUGGAUUUGUGGCUGUCACAGUAGUUGCCAUCUCCAUCGUCUUCCUCUUCAUCUACUCAAUCUACUACAAGAACACCAAGAUGCGUCGCUACAGUCUUAAAAAUGCCAAACUUGACACUCAAAGUGGCAACGUAGCCCACUACGGAUGUGACAUGCAGUUUCCUAUGACUAAACUAUCUUAUCCUAAAAGUGCUUCUGGUUUGUACGACGGAGAAAUCAUGAAGUUGUUCCUCGUUUUAAGCGUCUUUAUAGCGUGUACAGGAAAGCCUGUGAGUUCCUCCUGUGAAAUUGAAUUCAGCCCUCCCAAAGUUGUGGUGAGAUUUGGAGACCCCUUCUCGCUCAUCUGCAGCUCAACAUCCAACCAGAUCGAUUCAAUGGGCUGGGAGGCUAUUUACGGAACAGGUACAGGACUACAGGAUGGGGUAUCUUCUGUUGCCUUAAAAAUAGACUCUGUGAAGGACUGGAAAAUGGAACCUCAGUGCUUCGUUAAUCUCGUAAAUGGUGAUCAGUGUUCAGAAACCCUAAACUUCACCGUUUACAAAAUGCCGGACAGUGCCUUCAUCUCUCAGCCAAGUCAAAUGGACCCCAUGGUCGAGGGUGAAAAGUAUCGCUUGCAGUGUGACAUUGUAGAUGUUGCACCAAUAAGACACCUCUUUGUGGACUGGCACAUAGGAAAUAGUAUAUUCCAUUCUGACAGUGACUCAUUUAUCGGUGACACUGAAUUUCCAGUCAAUGCUUCAUCUGUCUUAAAUCUGAUUGCUCAAAGAGGCUAUAACGGAGCUCAGGUCUGGUGUGAAGCAAAGAUGUUAUUUUCGCCACCGGUACAAAGCCUUCCCAAGAUCCAGUCCAAGCCUCAGAAACUAAUUGUACUGUACUCGCCAACCUUCACCAAGCCCGAAAAUGAGACGUUUGAACUCUUAGCUAGGAAUAAAAUAAUGUUGAAUUGCACUGCUACAGGAAACCCAAUGCCGGUAUACAGCUGGGGAUUCGCUCACCCAAUACAACAGACGAAGAAGAAUGACAGUCAGCUCAUUUUGACCCCAUCCAUUCGGCUUCCAGGGACCUACAACUGCACAGCGUCCAAUACCCAGGGCUCCAGCACCAAGUAUUUCACAGUCAUCGAAGCUCCAACAAAGUCGGCUAUCUCUAAGGACAGCUUGCCUCAUCAGGACCUGGGGCCCUUUUGUUCCAACAUAGUUCCCUGCAGAGUUGCCAAGCUUGUACAAGUUGGAAUUUUUCUCUCUCUCUCGUCCCUGAAUCGACGGCUCAGUGCACAAGAUAACAUGGGAAACACAUUUUUGAGAUGGAUUCUGACACUUUGCAUGAUUUACUCCGUGUCAGGUGAAGGUUGCUCCCUCGUCCUGAAGCCCUCCAGGGUGGUGGUGGGCUUUGGGGAGCCGGUGUCGGUCAGCUGUGAAGCUACUCGCCCGGUUCGGGUCCUGGGCUGGGAGUCUGUCAUCAGUGCUGCACACACUCAACAGGACCUGUCCGUCCAGUGGAAAGUAGACAGCCUCAUUGAUUGGAUAGAGGAGCCUAUCUGUUAUGGUGUGUUUUUCACAGCUCCCAGACAGUGUGAGGAAAAACUCAACCUUGUCCUCUACAAAACCCCAGAUAGUGUCUCCAUCAGGCCUGUGAACCACUCUGGCCCCAUGGUGGAGGGAAAAGAGUACCAGUUGCUCUGCGAGGUUCAAAACAUUGCUCCGGUUCAAUACCUCACCCUGAGGUGGUACAAGGGGCAGACUGAGGUAUACAACCACUCCUUCACUGAACUCACAUCAUCCUCACCUGUCCAAGUGUCCUCUAUCCUCAUGGUCACACCAACAAAAGCCGAGAAUGGAGCACAGUACAGGUGCGUAGCGGAGCUGGAGCUCGGACCAGAGGGACCACAGCCCCCCCCCACUGUGACCUCGGAGCCUCUCAAUGCCUCUGUGUACUUUCCUCCUACUUUCCUCGAUCCGGUACCAGCGGUCUUGGACCUUACAGUAGGUGCUGCAAUGACCUUAAACUGCACCGCCACAGGGAACCCUACGCCUGUGUACAGCUGGCAAUCCUCCAAUCCCAUUCCCGAGGGGAUGGGCGAUGAAGCAGCUCUUACCUCCUCCUCACUGCUGCCAGGGACCUACACCUGCACAGCCUCCAAUACACUGGAGAAGAAGAGCAAGCAGUUCAUCAUCAAGGCCAAGACCAAAGGUGUUUGAAACAGGAAAUCCUGAGAAGGGCUCAGAUGACAACAAUGGACAUACAAGGAGAAUCCAACAAUGGGGAUUUUACUGCUGCUGCUUUGGAGAUGGAAAUGACCUUCAUGACUCAACAGAUAUUUAUGAGGAUCUUGCUAUCAGGCAGGAUUAGAUCUCAAUUAAAAACAAUAUAUUUGAUAUACUUUGUUCGGUAACUGUUGUUUAAACUGUCAGUAUUUUAACAUGAAAGUGUUCGUGAGAUAGAUUGGUUAUUUAGGAUAUAGUUAUGCUUUCAAUGUGAUAUCCUUUCUCUAAUUUAUAUAUUUGCUAGAUCUAUUUUCGUAUUAAUGAAAUUAUCGUGUAAUUUUACCAAUGUGUAGCUACUCUUGAUAUAAAAAUGAUGACGACAUUAUUAUUAAUGUAUGCUGGAAAUUAAUUAGGGAACGUUAAAGAUCACCCGGCCAUUACUGUAAAUAUGAAUUGUUAAUUUUUCUUAUCUUUAUGAAUAAAAGUUAAAUGAAAA
Molecule: messenger RNA, 5116 nt
Organism: Trematomus bernacchii (emerald rockcod)
Lineage: Eukaryota; Metazoa; Chordata; Actinopteri; Perciformes; Nototheniidae
Product: hemicentin-1-like
Exons: 21
Coding region: 145-4614 (1489 amino acids)
Biological process (GO): cell adhesion
Molecular function (GO): integrin binding
Source: RefSeq, a predicted model, not a curated record